CUGAGUCGCAGUCACAUCGCAAGGCAAGUCAUCUGUGAAAGAAACAGCUUUAAGGGGAGAUUUGUAUGAUUUUAUAUUAAUCAGAAAACUCCUAAUGGAACAAAUAUUGUUCCUUUGUAGGCCGUUUGAGAUGAAGAAAGAUAGGCUGAGCUGAGAUGAAUCACUCCCCAACCGUAUGGAGAUGCAUGACCAUUCUUCUGACAUUUUCAUUUAUUCGUCCAGUCCCUGUCAGCUGUGUACAGUUCAUCCCACAUGGUUACCUGACAGUUGAGCCAGGCACUCAGUUCCUCAUGGGCUCAAACCUGACUGUGUGGUGCCACGUCACAAAAUAUCAAACAACGCAGAAAUGGUUUGAUAUAUCGCUGGACCUGAAUGGUGAGGCUGUACCUUCCCGAAGGAGAGUGAACCGCACCACCAUGGUGUUCUACCUGCCCAAGGUGGAGACAGCAAACUCAUCAGUGAUCUGCAAGAUGAGGGAGGAUCACCAGUCUCUGAUUGUCAAUGGGCUGGAUCUCCGUGGAGGACUUCCUCCAGAGAAACCUGGAAACAUUAUAUGUGAAACAACAAAGAGUUCUGAGAUAGUCGACUGUUCAUGGAGAAGGGGUUGGGAAACACACUUUACUACGUACUACAACAUCUCGGUCCGCAGAGAAAACGGGACCAAGAUACAUUCACAUCAAAUCAAGGUUGCUGAGAAAACCACCCUGCCCAGAGGGAUGCUGGACACAAACACUAAAUACCUGUUGAUCAUCACUGCUUUCAACUACUUCGGGCUGUCAGAGUCUGAUCCAUACUCCCUCUGCAUCGGGGACAUAGUGAUUCCAGAGACCCCUCAGAUAACACAGGUGGUGUUUAUGAACAACUCUGCCGGUGCCACUUUGUGCUGGAAAACCUCUGAAUCUUCAUCAAAUCUCAGAGUCUAUGUCAGACUGCGCACAGAAGACAUUGCCUGGGCAUUGAAAGAGGUGCGAGUGCUCAGUGAGGGUCGGAUUGAAGUGGACGACUUGAAGCCUCUGACUGAAUAUGAGUUCCAGAUGAGAACAUGCAAGUCAGCAGCAGAGCCGACACACGGCGACCUGAACACCAGCAUGAAGACAGCUUGCAGCAAAUGGAGUUCAUCUGUGAGACAGAUGAGUCCUGGAAAAGGUCCAUCUCGGCAGCUGGACGUGUGGAGGACUUUAAGCAGUCUAAGGACACAUGGGAUGCAAAUGGUGACUGUUUUUUGGAAGCCCCCAUCUCCAGAGGAUUACAGCGGUGAGGUGCAACAGUACAAAAUCUUUUGGGUGACAGAUCAGAAACAUGAAGUGACCUGCGCGGCAGCUGAUGUGCAGUGGACGGGUCGAGUAUCAUCAGAAGUUCAGACUCUGGCUGUCGCUGCCGUCACCUCGUAUGGGACCUCUCCACCAGCCCAAGUGACUCUCACACACUCAGAUGCUUUGGGGCCUGUCCUGGAAGAGUUGACUCCUGCUCUCAGCGGCAAAGCUCUGCUUGUCUCAUGGUCGUGGCCAGUGGACCAUCACCGCUCAGCGCUGGCAGCAGAGCUGCUGUACUACGUGAUAGAAUGGAGGAGUGUGCCAGCAGCAGAUCUACAGUGGCAAAAGCUGAGCAAAGACUUACACAGCACGUCUGUCACAGGUUUGACUGCGGGUGUGAGGUAUGAUAUCUCUUUGCAUGCUGUGACCAGCAGAGGAGUCAGUGCUCCAUCAUCCAGGACGGCGUACUCCAGUGAAAAGACACCAUUUUCUGGUCCCAACAUGUCAGUACUGGCUCAUGAAAACAGACGGAUCCUGAUCGAGUGGGAUGAGCUGCCUGUGGACCAGCAGAGGGGGCACAUUACCAAGUAUACUAUCUAUUUCCAGGGGUUGGACUCUACCAACACAGUGCUCAAUGUGACAGUGCCAGUAUCUGGCCCGAGACAGACGUGGUUGGAUUGUCCCUCUGGAGCUCUGGUCCUGCAGAUGACUGCCUCCACCUCAAUGGGGGAAGGACCACCAGGGAAACCAGUCUCCUCUCUGCCUACAACUUAUGCAGUCAACCUGGCCAUUGUGAUGGUUUUCAUCAUUGCAGUUCUGAUAGCGAUCACAGCCAACCUGAUGUGCUGGAGUUGCAUCAGGGAAAGGGUCAAACAGAAAUGUAUAUCCUGGGGACCCGAUUGGUUUGUUGACAACAUGCCAAAUCUAGAAUGCAGUAAUGCCAUCAAACUACUGGAGCAUGAUGGAAGCGAACCAGUAUUCUCAUCGAUCCACAGUGAAACUCCAUUGUCCUCCAUCACUGUGGUCUCCCAGGAGGCCAGGGACGAAGUGUACCCCGCCAUCCACAUCGAAGUGACUCAGACCUACGGAUCAGAGCGACCCAUAGCAGAGACGUCUUUACUGAUAAUGUCAGACGAGUCUGGCUACAAACCCCAGAUUGCUACACUGGCUCAUCAAGGCGAGGAGACGAAUGAUAAAGAAGACAAGCAGAACGAUUAUCCAGAAAGCAGAGAAGAAGAUGGAUGUGCAUUUGUUCUUGGUGGAUUAAGAGAUGGGUUUUCGUUCGGUGGAGAUGUGGAUUUCUCAGACUCCCCUCGUGGACUGGAUCGCAGCUCGGUCACUUGUCUUCUCUGGCCUACAACUGCUGAAACGAUAGUCCUGGCUGAGCAGAGUGUGGGACGUGAAUCUUUGUCUCUGGACUUAACUCAAGAUGACAUUAUGACUCCAGACACAACAGACAUUAGUUCGUCUCAACAAAGAAGUGAAACGACGAUGUUGAACGGUGGCUAUUUUCCUCAGAUAGCUGCUGCAGGCGGCAUCAUACGCUGAGGAGGAACAAUACCAACAUAUAAGCUGCUCUACUGAUUUUCAAGAAAGCAUUAUUAUUAACCAUCACUUUUCUGUGAAUUUGUGUGAUCAGAAGAGUUCAUUGUGUCCCGGUGCAUUAGUCAAAUGAUAAAGAUGACUAAAGGCUGAACCGUGCGCACUCUCUCUACAGUUCGUAUAUAUUCCUCUGCUGCUCCAACUUAAUAAAAGCAUUACAUAAGCUUACAAACUGGUGUAGUGGUGAGCAUUGUGGCUGUGAUUCUCUCCAUUCUGAUUUCCCAUCCAUCCUUUGUGGAAUUUGCACAUCUCUGUGUCCACGCUUGGCUUGCUCCUGACACUCCUGUUUCCUCCCACAGUCCAAAAACCCGUCUGAGGCUAAUUGUUGGCUUUUAAUGUCCGAUAGGUGUUACUCUGAUUGUGAUUGCUGUUGUCUCUGUGUUGGCCCUGUGAUGACCAGUUCAUGGUGUACCGAGGUUUAGGUUUACCCAUAGUGCACUAUGACCUUAACUUUGGAUAAUGCAAUAAAAAAUUGGAAUUGGUGUUGAUAAGCUGUUAAAGUCUUCAAGUUUUAAGAAUCACAACCUGCAUGUACAGUGAACUACAGAGAAACGGCAAGCAGUGUAAAACGGGUUCGAUGGAGUGCAUAGUGAGUGACCAGUAUGUUCAUGGGGCCAAAAAUGAGAGAUGGUAAUAUGGUGGUAAUAUGGUGGUAAUAUGGUGGGGAGAGCAGUCGUCUCUCAAUCGGAAGGUCGUUAGUUCAAUUCCUGUCUCCCCCUGUCUGCAUGUUGAGGUGUCCUUGGGCAAGACACUGAACCCUGCAUCGCCCCCAGUAGAUGGACUGAGCGCCUUGCAUGGCAGCCGCCUCCAC
Salarias fasciatus (jewelled blenny) is the source of this 3666-nucleotide messenger RNA. RefSeq names its product interleukin 23 receptor (gene il23r). The coding region runs from base 156 to 2801 and encodes 881 amino acids. Gene Ontology annotation, molecular function: protein binding. The record is from RefSeq and is a predicted model, not a curated record. The transcript has 17 exons. NCBI's taxonomy places the organism in Eukaryota, Metazoa, Chordata, Actinopteri, Blenniiformes, Blenniidae.